Python bivittatus (Burmese python) is the source of this 530-nucleotide messenger RNA. Lineage: Eukaryota; Metazoa; Chordata; Lepidosauria; Squamata; Pythonidae. The record is from RefSeq and is a predicted model, not a curated record.
GUUUCCAUGGUGAUAUAGCUGGGUGAAGCAUGUCGGAUCUUGGCUCUGAAGAGAUCGAAGAAGAGGCAGAGAAUGAUUUAGGGGAAUAUGAAGGUGAACGCAAUGAGGCUGGUGAACGGCAUGGACGUGGGAAAGCCAGAUUACCCAAUGGGGAUACCUAUGAAGGAGAAUAUGCAAAUGGUAAAAGAAAUGGAAAGGGGCUAUACAGAUUUAAAAAUGGUGCAAGGUACACUGGAGAAUACCUUGAAAAUAAAAAACAUGGCAAUGGGCUCUUUAUUUAUCCAGAUGGAUCUAAAUAUGAAGGAGACUGGGUGGAGGACCAAAGACAUGGAAAUGGAGUUUACUAUUAUGUAAAUGGGGACACAUACACUGGAGAGUGGUUCAAUAAUUAUAGACAUGGGCAAGGUACCUAUUUCUAUGCAUUAACUGGCUCUAAAUAUGUUGGCACUUGGGCAAACGGGCAACAAGAAGGAUCUGCUGAACUUAUUCACCUAAACCACAGAUUCCAGGGAAAGUUUGUGAAUAAAAAU